Clonostachys solani is the source of this 1530-nucleotide messenger RNA. Lineage: Eukaryota; Fungi; Ascomycota; Sordariomycetes; Hypocreales; Bionectriaceae. The record is from the annotation of a GenBank genome assembly.
AUGGCCACACUAUCAUACAUAGACGAAGCCGACCACGGCGAGAGUGGCUACUUUGUACGACAUAGCAUCUCCGAUUUAGUUUCCUUAUUGCUGGAGCCCGAAAAUGCCAGCGAGGGUGUACGCAAAAUCGGCCGCCUCGUCAAGCUCCUUCUACUGUCUAACCAAAUUGACCAAGCCUAUGCACUCUUCUGUGCCUUGCAUGAGCAUCAGGAGGCCAUACUACCGCUGUCUUCCUUGAGCGACCAUGGGUUGGGGAUGGGAAGUCAGCCUUUUGCCCAUUGCUGGGAGGCCUACCCGACAUACCCCUUUCCCGGAAAGGCACCGGAGAAGCCCGAGGGUCCGGACGCCACGUCCGCUCGGAGAAAGAUACAGCAGUGGCACGAGUACCGCGAAUGCACCCGCACUGGCUGGAUGCUCGAACACUGCAACUUGCCCGAGCCAGCAGAUCCACGCAAAUGGCGGGAGACGGACGACGAACCCAUGAUUGCAAUGUGUGCGCGGCUGCUGGCGAAGGACAAGACGCUAGGCCAGUACCCUAGCGAGCAAAGGAUGCGGGAAGCUCUGGAUGCGGCGAAGAAGCUAUACGCACAUCCUCAAGUUCCAAUCACGGAGUGGAAGUUCAAAUGGGACGGAAACAAGACCGUGAGAAGACACUCUUUCCUGCUCUAUCGAAGGUUGGUGGUGGAGCUAGCCAUCAGACUUGGAGAGCUUGAGACUGCUGCCGAGGUUUUGUCCAUGGGACUCCGGCUCGACGGUUUCAACGAUGUUGAUGGGGGCCAGUUGGACCGGUAUCUGGUUCUGCCAGGAAUUUACGACGUCCUACCUCUCUUAGCCAAGAGAGGGAAAGAAGGCAAUCCAUUUUAUAUUGAGACAGAGGACGCCGAUGCCAUAGUCAAAGAGGUCAGAGCAGCCGUGGAGUUGCGUGCGCGAGAAGGGCGGCAAUGGUCACUUGCGCCGGAAAAGGUUGGUUGGAAAGAGCUGCUGGAUAGACUUGCCAAGGGGGCAUGGGCAGUGAACCGCACAGAGUAUGAAGAGCAAGGUCUCACUUGCGCCGAAGACAUUCUGCAUCCCCCGGCGACGGAGGAGGAAAUCGCAGAAGCCGAGGCCAAGGUUGGCGAACUGCCACCCGAUUUCAAGGAGAUGGUCCGAGUCGCGAAUGGCUUCCAUGGAGGCUGGCACUUCCUCAGCGGCGGCAUCAACGGUCUUGAGGACAUUGAUCUGGCCGAUGAUGACGUGGAGAACUACAUGUGGUCCCUGUCCCUUGACCUACCUGGGGAUGUUUAUUCCAAAGUCAUUGCCCUCUCACCCGCAACAGAAUGCGAUGGGUUCAUGCAUUUCAUGGUCUCGCCAGCGAAUUGGCGAAACCCGGUCAAUGGCAGGAACUUCAAGGAUGGAGAAUAUCCUUAUUGGCAGUGGGCCGCUUGGCAAUGUGCUGAUUCUGUCUGGCACAGCUUCCGCGACUGGGUUGCCGGUGAAGUCGAGCGCGCCGAGGCAAUGGUGAAAAAGGGGCGGACCAUGGAGGAUGAAUAG